Messenger RNA from Anopheles gambiae (African malaria mosquito), 905 nucleotides. RefSeq lists its product as uncharacterized. The coding region runs from base 1 to 888 and encodes 295 amino acids. The record is from RefSeq and is a predicted model, not a curated record. NCBI's taxonomy places the organism in Eukaryota, Metazoa, Arthropoda, Insecta, Diptera, Culicidae. The transcript has 2 exons.
AUGGAUAUAUUUGUAGCAGUCAAAAAUUCCAGUGACCUGAAGAAGCUAACCGCGGAUGAGGAAGGGUUGGUUCGUCUUUUGCAGGAAGCUGAACUUUUGCCGCCAACACAACAAUGCAGCAAGUGCAAGAGGCAAAUGAAACUGAAGGUAACCAAGCGCUCCAAUGCUUGCAAAUGGAUUUGCAAGCCUACAUCGAGCUGCACCGGCUGGGAAUGUACUGUCCGCACGGAUAGUAUUUUCAAAAAUUCGAGGCUGUCUCUAUCCCAGUUGAUGGAGAUAACCUUCGAGUGGUCUCGAAAUACGACGCGGAUGGUUGCGGAAGCUGAAUGUGCAGCCGGUAAGACAGCCAUUCUAAAAUGGUUCAAAAUACUCCGUGAAAUAAGCGCUGAAUAUGUGGAAACCCACCAACAACAGAUCGGAGGCGAAGGGCUCACAGUGGAGAUCAACGAGUCCGUCAUUACCAAACGGAAGUACCACAGAGGACGGAUCGCGGACAACAACCAGGUUUGGCUGGUCGGUGGUAUUUGUCGGGAGACAAAGGAGAUUUUUCUGGAGCUGGUUCAGAAACGCGACGCUGGCAACUUGCAGGCAAACUGCGUCACGACAAUUGUGACGGAUGGUUGGCGUGCCUACAUCGGAUUAGACGGAAAAGGGUAUGAGCACGAGAUGAUAAACCAUUCAGAAAAUUUUGUCCACCCAAGCGAUCCAUUAGUACACACACAGACCAUCGAGAAUUUAUGGCGCUGGGUCAAGCCCUUUUUAAGAUCUAAAGGCACAAACCGGGGAGCAUUGAUUGAAUAUAUACGCGAGUACCAGCUUAAGCGAGCCCAGCCUAACAAUUUCAUUACCAUCUUGCGUGCCAUCCAAUCAGUUCAGGAGAUUGAGUAAGUAUUAACAUAUUCUUC